AUGACUAGCCACUCAGAAGAUUUAUCAACAGAUAUCUCAUCGUCACUGUCUUCACCGUUCGGCAAAAGUUUCAAUAGAAGGAGAGUCAAUACGGCCAGCUCACAGGUUGAGCGGCUAGAUGAGGCUGAUAAGCAGAUCCUGGAAUGGGCUGGGAAGUUAGAGAUGGAGAGUGUAGAUCUUCGAGAGAAAUCAGCACAACUAGUUCAGGUACUACAAAAGAACUCGAAGGAAUUAUGUGGGUUGAUGAAGAGACUGGAUGGAGCUUUAGCUAAGCAGGGCGAUUUAGACGAGGCUCGGAAACUGAUAAAUGAUUUGGGGUCUCGAUUGGAGAAGCAGGUGGGUGUGAUUGAGAGUCAAGUCAAGACAGUCAAUAAUUUCGAUUAUGAGAAUGAAUUUAAGAAACUUGAAAAGAAGAUUAUCAAGUCUUUAGAAGAGGACCAGCAAACAACUACAAAAUCUACUGAUCAAACGCAUGAAUUGCUCUUCAACGUGAGCAGACAGAUCGAGGAUACUCACCAGGUGAUGAUCUCUAUGUCAAAGGAUAUUACAGCGCUUUAUGAUCGGCAGACUUCGCUUGAAAAGUGUAUUGCGAAUUACGGAGACAUUGCACGCAGCAGCUCAGUGAUUCUUCCAGAUGAUGAGCCAACACUUAAUGAUGGACCCAUAACGAGAUCAAUGAGUAAGAGAACGAGAAGUACUGCAUCCAGACCCAAGAAAGUGGUUAAACCGCGCGAUUCCACAAUUGCAAGAACUAUCAUACCUUGGGAAGAAGUCGACAUGUAUUAUGCCUCAGAGAUAUGA
Messenger RNA from Torulaspora delbrueckii, 801 nucleotides. RefSeq names its product Rec107p (gene REC107). Bases 1 to 801 code for a protein of 266 amino acids. Gene Ontology annotation, cellular component: condensed nuclear chromosome. The transcript has 2 exons. The record is from RefSeq and is a predicted model, not a curated record. Gene Ontology annotation, biological process: reciprocal meiotic recombination. Lineage: Eukaryota; Fungi; Ascomycota; Saccharomycetes; Saccharomycetales; Saccharomycetaceae.